AUGCCCCCCGCCCAGCCCGAAAGGGCAAUCGAUCGGGAAGAGCGUCAGGCCCUACGUGCCAUUCGCAACUUCCUCAAAGUCCGUACCAGCUAUGAUGUCCUUCCGCUCAGUUUUCGACUUAUCAUGUUCGAUACGUCGCUGUCUGUCAAGGAGAGCUUGAACAUCCUCAUACAGAACGGCAAGGUACAUAAUACAGGCAUCGUUUCGGCACCGUUAUGGGAUUCUACUUCGUCGACCUUUGCCGGCCUCCUUACCACAUCCGACUACAUCAAUGUCAUUCAGUACUACUACCAAAAUCCCGAGGCUUUGAACCAGAUCGAUCAAUUCCGCUUGGAUAGUCUACGAGAGGUCGAAAAGGCGCUCCAUGUGGCGCCGCCCGAAACGAUAUCCAUUGACCCAGAGCGGCCACUCUACGAGGCCUGUCGGCGCAUGCUCGAGUCUCGCGCCAGGAGGAUUCCUUUGGUUACUUUCGACAGUCAGACCGAUCGAGCCCUCGUUCUGAGUGUUCUCACCCAGUACCGCAUCCUAAAGUUUGUCGCCGUCAACGUCAAUGACACGCAGAAGUUACGGAAACCCCUUGGUGAGAUCUUGCUGGGCUCGUAUCACAAUAUCGCAGUCGCAUCGAUGGAUACACCUGUCAUUGACGUGAUUCACAUUCUCGUCUCACGGAGCAUAUCAAGUGUCCCCAUCAUCAACACUGAAGGUGUUGUGUACAACGUCUUCGAGGCUGUCGACGUGAUAACGUUGAUCAAAGGAGGUGUAUAUGAUGAUCUGAGUCUAACUGUGGGUGAGGCGUUGAAGAAGCGAUCUCCGGACUUCCCCGGUAUCUACACAUGCUCCCUGAACGAUGGUCUGGAUACCAUUUUCGACACGAUUCGCAAAUCCCGUGUACACCGCCUGGUUGUGGUGGACGACAACUUUCGGCUAAAGGGUGUCCUAACCUUGAGUGAUAUCCUCCAGUAUAUCCUCUUGGAGGCUACGCAUAUUUACAACUUGCAUGGAAAGGCGUUCUUGCGUGCCAGUGUCGGUUCCGGGACCUCCUUGGUUGGCAACGGUAGCCCACUUGCACGAUAUUGA
This is a messenger RNA of Aspergillus niger, 1077 nucleotides long. RefSeq lists its product as uncharacterized. Bases 1 to 1077 code for a protein of 358 amino acids. The record is from RefSeq and is a predicted model, not a curated record. The transcript has 7 exons. NCBI's taxonomy places the organism in Eukaryota, Fungi, Ascomycota, Eurotiomycetes, Eurotiales, Aspergillaceae.